Molecule: messenger RNA, 6786 nt
Organism: Pseudophryne corroboree (corroboree frog)
Lineage: Eukaryota; Metazoa; Chordata; Amphibia; Anura; Myobatrachidae
Gene: MYSM1
Product: Myb like, SWIRM and MPN domains 1
Exons: 20
Coding region: 225-2675 (816 amino acids)
Molecular function (GO): metallopeptidase activity; protein binding
Source: RefSeq, a predicted model, not a curated record
AAAAUGGAGGUUUACCAGACAGAGGAAGGUGUACCAAGAUGUCCGACGGCGCGGACGAUAGGCUGUCGUCAUAGUGACGCAGCCGAUGGAUGUGUGGGGCCCAGGUAUCCUACGACUGCCCGGAAUAAUCUGGCGCCCUGUGGCCCCUGGCCCCUAGUUUAGCAUUCCCCCCCAGACCUUGGUGCUGACGCUGGGACCUGACCCUCCUCCGCUCAAGAGACAACAUGGCGGAAGAAGCAGAUGUGGACAUUGAGGGGGAUGUGACUGAGUCAUCCAGGGGGACCUCUGAGAGUCUGAGCGUCGCCUUUGUUCCUGACCGUUACUUAGACUCCGUGUGGAAACGGGAUGAUGUUCUGACUCCGUGGACCCUGGAUCACACGAUCAGUGAUGAGAACCGAGCCGCCAUUGAGAAGAUGCUGCUUGAAGAAGAAUACUAUCUAUCUAACAAGCCCCUUCCGGGGAAGCUGUGGUCCGAGUCUAAGGAUGGAGAAAAGAGCUACAUAAAAAGAAGCCCACAGAAGAAAGCGUCUCGUGUUGCUGCGUCGCCGGCUAAGCCAGGCAGCAGCGCCGUGAAGUGGACGGCGGAGGAGAAAGACCUCUUCGAACAGGGAUUGGCAGAGUAUGGCAGACGUUGGACAAACAUCGCCAGGCUGAUCAGGAGCCGCACCGUCUUACAAGUCAAGAGCUACGCCAGGCAGUAUUUCAAAAAUAAGUGCAAGACGGAGGAUGGUGAGGAGGAAGACAAGGUGGGUCCCGCAGAUCUUCAUGUCUUCCAUUCAGAAGACUCCAAGGCAGGAGCUGCCAGAGGUGACGAAUUGUCCACAUUCCGAGGACGAGCUGACCCCAACCUCAAUGCUGUUAAGAUUGAAACAUUAUCGGACGAUGAGGAGAUCGACAUAACAGACGAGAUGGACGAGGCACUUGCUGAUAAGAGAGAUCUUUCUGACACGCUAAUAAAUCCAGCAGAUGAUCUCUGCCACGGUAUAAAGGAAGAGACCAUUGCUACAGUAAUAGACCAUAGUCCUUCUGCAGCAGGGCACAAGCACACAGAGGUUGCCGGACCUGAGGAGCUCUGCCAUAAUGAUGCUGGUGACCGUCUUCACUCCUCUACGAGUGGGACCCACGGUGAUAUUCCGGCUUCCAAUCCACAAGGCGACGUCUCUCCCCAUAAAGACUCUCAAGAGAAAGACGCUUGCAGUCCUCCGGUAUCUUCCCCUCGAUCCUAUGACCACGAACAUGACAACCAAUAUGAAACAGAGGAACUGAAACCUCCCGACCAGGAAGUAGAAAUAGUCCGAGAUUUCAUUCAGGAGGAGGAAAAACAGGCAAUCCCUGAGUUUUUCGAGGGUCGCCAAGCCAAAACCCCAGAACGCUAUCUUAGGAUCCGCAACUACAUCCUGGAUCGAUGGAAAAAUAGCAAGCCCAAUUACUUGAACAAAACGUCAGUGCGUCCUGGACUAAAAAACUGUGGGGAUGUCAACUGCAUUGGGCGUAUCCACACGUACCUGGAAUUAAUUGGAGCCAUUAACUUUGGCUGCGAGCAAGCCGUUUACAACAGACCCCGACCAGUGGAUAAAACAAAGUACAAAAUGGGGAAGGAUACUUUGGAAGCGUACGAGCUAGCCCAUCGCCUGGAGUCUAUGCGCACUAGGCGGCGGCGUGUCAGAGACCCGUGGGGGAACUGGUGCGAUCCUCGGGAUCUGGAAGGACAGACUUUUGAGCACCUAUCGGCAGAAGAGCUAGCGAGGAGGCGCGAGAUCAUCAAUACAUCAAAGUGUCCAAAGGGAUCAAGAACAUCCAAGAGCUCUUUCGACCCCUUCCAGCUGAUCCACUGCUCUGACUUUACAGAGGACAAACAGGCUCCGUUCCGAGUGAAAGUAUCCGCGGAAGCCAUGUUGGUAUUAGAUUUGCACGCUCAUGUCUCUAUGGCGGAGGUCAUUGGCUUAUUGGGUGGAAGUUACUCUGAAGCAGAUCGUACUAUUGAAAUCUGGGCCGCAGAACCGUGCAACAGCCUCAGUACCGGGCUGCAGUGUGAGAUGGACCCAGUGUCCCAGACCCAGGCAUCCGAGGCCCUAUCCAUGCGAGGCUACAGGGUCAUCGGGUGGUACCACUCCCAUCCAGCCUUCGACCCCAACCCUUCCAUCCGAGAUAUCGACACUCAGGCCAAGUACCAGAGUUAUUUUUCCCGGGGCGGAGCAAAGUUUUUGGGGAUGAUCAUAAGUCCGUACAAUCGCAACAACCCCCUCCCCCAGUCCCAGCUGUCCUGUCUGGUCAUUAGUGAUGAGCUAAGCGAAGAUGGCUCAUACAGAAUACCAUACCGGUUUGAUGUGGAGCCCAUGUCCGGAGAGCCGCACUGGGAAAUUGUGUUUGAGAAAACUAGAUGGAUAAUUGAGAAGUACCGGCAGUCACACAGCAGCGUUCCUAUGGACAGGAGGUUCCGACAGGACUGCGACCUCACAUGCUUACAGAAGCUCCUGACGUGUUUGAGGAGGACGCUGGUCAAUGCCGACUGCUCAAUAUACGCCGACGAGUUUCUUAGUCGAAUCGAAGAUUAUUUCCUCACCAGCUACACAAGUUAUAAGGACAUAGAUGAGGUGGGGGAAGCACCGCCAGCCCCUUCCAAUACAGAGCAUUGCAUCUCCACAUCAACAAUGGACACAUUAGCUGGGGAUUAAAUCUUUCACUUACGUCAUUUCCAGGUGAACUAUAGUGGGGUAAUGAUACCGCCCAACUGUGGGUCAUCACUGAACGCCGGCCAGCCUGGAAACCGGGGAUCAUUGUGCAGCGCUGCUAGAACGUUACUUCCAUCACUGAGCGCCGGCCAUCCUGGAAACCGGGGAUCAUUGUGCAGCGCUGCUAGAACGUUACUUCCAUCACUGAGCGCCGGCCAGCCUGGAAACCGGGGAUCAUUGCAGCGCUGCAAGAACGUUACUUCCAUCACUGAGCGCCGGCCAUCCUGGAAACCGGGGAUCAUUGCAGCGCUACAAGAGCGUUACUUCCAUCACUGAGCGCCGGCCAGCCUGGAAACCGGGGAUCAUUGUGCAGCGCUGCUAGAACGUUACUUCCAUCACUGAGUGCCGGCCAUCCUGGAAACCGGGGAUCAUUGUGCAGCGCUACAAGAACGCUACUUCCAUCACUGAGUGCCGGCCAUCCUGGAAACCGGGGAUCAUUGCAGCGCUACAAGAGCGUUACUUCCAUCACUGAGCGCCGGCCAGCCUGGAAACCGGGGAUCAUUGUGCAGCGCUGCUAGAACGUUACUUCCAUCACUGAGUGCCGGCCAUCCUGGAAACCGGGGAUCAUUGUGCAGCGCUACAAGAACGUUACUUCCAUCACUGAGUGCCGGCCAGCCUGGAAACCGGGGAUCAUUGCAGCGCUACAAGAGCGUUACUUCCAUCACUGAGCGCCGGCCAGCCUGGAAACCGGGGAUCAUUGUGCAGCGCUACAAGAACGUUACUUCCAUCACUGAGCGCCGGCCAUCCUGGAAACCGGGGAUCAUUGUGCAGCGCUACAAGAGCGUUACUUCCAUCACUGAGCGCCGGCCAGCCUGGAAACCGGGGAUCAUUGUGCAGCGCUACAAGAACGUUACUUCCAUCACUGAGCGCCGGCCAGCCUGGAAACCGGGGAUCAUUGCAGCGCUGCAAGAACGUUACUUCCAUCACUGAGCGCCGGCCAGCCUGGAAACCGGGGAUCAUUGUGCAGCGCUGCUAGAACGUUACUUCCAUCACUGAGCGCCGGCCAUCCUGGAAACCGGGGAUCAUUGCAGCGCUACAAGAGCGUUACUUCCAUCACUGAGCGCCGGCCAGCCUGGAAACCGGGGAUCAUUGUGCAGCGCUGCUAGAACGUUACUUCCAUCACUGAGUGCCGGCCAUCCUGGAAACCGGGGAUCAUUGUGCAGCGCUACAAGAACGCUACUUCCAUCACUGAGUGCCGGCCAUCCUGGAAACCGGGGAUCAUUGCAGCGCUACAAGAGCGUUACUUCCAUCACUGAGCGCCGGCCAGCCUGGAAACCGGGGAUCAUUGUGCAGCGCUGCUAGAACGUUACUUCCAUCACUGAGUGCCGGCCAUCCUGGAAACCGGGGAUCAUUGUGCAGCGCUACAAGAACGUUACUUCCAUCACUGAGUGCCGGCCAGCCUGGAAACCGGGGAUCAUUGCAGCGCUACAAGAGCGUUACUUCCAUCACUGAGCGCCGGCCAGCCUGGAAACCGGGGAUCAUUGUGCAGCGCUACAAGAACGUUACUUCCAUCACUGAGCGCCGGCCAUCCUGGAAACCGGGGAUCAUUGUGCAGCGCUACAAGAGCGUUACUUCCAUCACUGAGCGCCGGCCAGCCUGGAAACCGGGGAUCAUUGUGCAGCGCUACAAGAACGUUACUUCCAUCACUGAGCGCCGGCCAGCCUGGAAACCGGGGAUCAUUGCAGCGCUGCAAGAACGUUACUUCCAUCACUGAGCGCCGGCCAUCCUGGAAACCGGGGAUCAUUGCAGCGCUGCAAGAACGUUACUUCCAUCACUGAGCGCCGGCCAUCCUGGAAACCGGGGAUCAUUGUGCAGCGCUGCUAGAACGUUACUUCCAUCACUGAGUGCCGGCCAGCCUGGAAACCGGGGAUCAUUGUGCAGCGCUACAAGAACGUUACUUCCAUCACUGAGCGCCGGCCAGCCUGGAAACCGGGGAUCAUUGUGCAGCGCUACAAAACGUUACUUCCAUCACUGAGUGCCGGCCAGCCUGGAAACCGGGGAUCAUUGUGCAGCGCUACAAGAACGUUACUUCCAUCACUGAGUGCCGGCCAGCCUGGAAACCGGGGAUCAUUGUGCAGCGCUACAAGAACGUUACUUCCAUCACUGAGCGCCGGCCAGCCUGGAAACCGGGGAUCAUUGUGCAGCGCUACAAGAACGUUACUUCCAUCACUGAGCGCCGGCCAGCCUGGAAACCGGGGAUCAUUGUGCAGCGCUACAAGAACGUUACUUCCAUCACUGAGCGCCGGCCAGCCUGGAAACCGGGGAUCAUUGUGCAGCGCUACAAGAACGUUACUUCCAUCACUGAGUGCCGGCCAGCCUGGAAACCGGGGAUCAUUGUGCAGCGCUACAAGAACGUUACUUCCAUCACUGAGCGCCGGCCAGCCUGGAAACCGGGGAUCAUUGUGCAGCGCUACAAGAGCGUUACUUCCAUCACUGAGUGCCGGCCAUCCUGGAAACCGGGGAUCAUUGUGCAGCGCUACAAGAGCGUUACUUCCAUCACUGAGCGCCGGCCAGCCUGGAAACCGGGGAUCAUUGUGCAGCGCUACAAGAACGCUACUUCCAUCACUGAGUGCCGGCCAGCCUGGAAACCGGGGAUCAUUGUGCAGCGCUACAAGAACGUUACUUCCAUCACUGAGCGCCAGCCAUCCUGGAAACCGGGGAUCAUUGUGCAGCGCUGCUAGAACGUUACUUCCAUCACUGAGCGCCGGCCAUCCUGGAAACCGGGGAUCAUUGUGCAGCGCUACAAGAACGUUCCUUCCAUCACUGAGCGCCGGCCAUCCUGGAAACCGGGGAUCAUUGUGCAGCGCUGCUAGAACGUUACUUCCAUCACUGAGCGCCAGCCAUCCUGGAAACCGGGGAUCAUUGUGCAGCGCUACAAGAACGUUCCUUCCAUCACUGAGCGCCGGCCAUCCUGGAAACCGGGGAUCAUUGUGCAGCGCUGCUAGAACGUUACUUCCAUCACUGAGCGCCAGCCAUCCUGGAAACCGGGGAUCAUUGUGCAGCGCUGCUAGAACGUUCCUUCCAUCACUGAGCGCCGGCCAUCCUGGAAACCGGGGAUCAUUGUGCAGCGCUGCUAGAACGUUACUUCCAUCACUGAGCGCCAGCCAUCCUGGAAACCGGGGAUCAUUGUGCAGCGCUACAAGAACGUUCCUUCCAUCACUGAGCGCCGGCCAUCCUGGAAACCGGGGAUCAUUGUGCAGCGCUGCUAGAACGUUACUUCCAUCACUGAGCGCCAGCCAUCCUGGAAACCGGGGAUCAUUGUGCAGCGCUGCUAGAACGUUACUUCCAUCACUGAGCGCCGGCCAUCCUGGAAACCGGGGAUCAUUGUGCAGCGCUACAAGAACGUUACUUCCAUCACUGAGCGCCAGCCAUCCUGGAAACCGGGGAUCAUUGUGCAGCGCUACAAGAACGUUCCUUCCAUCACUGAGCGCCGGCCAUCCUGGAAACCGGGGAUCAUUGUGCAGCGCUGCUAGAACGUUACUUCCAUCACUGAGCGCCAGCCAUCCUGGAAACCGGGGAUCAUUGUGCAGCGCUACAAGAAAAUUAAGGGCCUAAUUCAAGGUUGAUCGCAAAAUCUUCCUCUAAUGGGCUAAACCAUGUGCACUGCAGGUGGGGCAGAUGUAACAUGUGCAGACAAAGUUAGAUUUGGGUGGAGUGUGUUCAAACUAAUCUAAAUUGCAGUGUAAAAAUAAAGCAGCCAGUAUUUACCCUGCACAGAAACACUAUAACCCACCCAAAUCUAACUCUCUGCACAUGUUACAUCUGCCCCACCUGCAGUGCAACAUGGUUUUGCCCAUUAGAGGAAGAUUUUGCUUGUGCAAUCAACCUUGAAUCAGGCCCUAAUUCCAUCACUGAACGCCGGCCAGCCUGGAAACCGGGGAUCAUUGGGCAGCGCUGCAAGAACGUUAAUUAAGACUUCAGAUCAAUCCUCAUUAUAGACUACUGACUGCUCCGCUUUUUUUGAUAGAUUCUGUUCUUCUGAUUGAACGCUCUUGUUAUUGUCUAUUGUGCAAGACACCCAGUAACCUGCUAAAUAUAAUUAAUGAUAUUCAGA